CGUUAUUUGCCUCGCCGAGCGCCCGAAGAGCACUCCUUGAGCGCAUUAAGGCCUUGGUCCCGGGGCAGCAGCGGACCGGCGCCCAGCGCAUCCGUACGGCGGUAUUUCAUUCAAACACAGUUUGAAGCACUCAGCCGAAAGUACUAUCUUGAAAUGCAAAACAUGUUAAACGAAUUGACAUCUCUAUGGCUGCUUUCAGUAGGAUUUUGCUGCGGAGGAAAUAUUCCUACAUUGCCAAGGCCCAAGGUGUAUGGACACAUGUUGCCAAAACAGAGCUUGGAUACACGGUACAGGCCAGUGAUGAAGAGAAUCGUCUUGUACCACAACUUUUUUCGCACCAGAGUUGAUCCACCAGCCAGCGAUAUGCUCGAAAUGACAUGGCACAAAGGAGCCGCUAAGGAUGCGCAGCGCUGGGCGGAAAGUUGCCAACUUCUUGUCCAUGACAACAGCUCGGGACGCUGGGUUGAAGAUUAUGGAUCCUGUGGACAAAAUAUCUUCGUGUCGAAUGUGAAAGUGCCAUGGUUUUUCGCCAUCAAGAUAUGGUUUCUGGAACAUCACAACUUCUCUUUUGGAGAUACAGGAAAUAACGUUCCUUCCGUGGUCGGCCACUACACCCAGAUGGUGUGGUACAGUUCGCACAAAGUAGGAUGCGGCCUUCAUUACUGCGGUCGCAACGUUGUCAAGAAGCCGUUCUACAACUACGUGUGCAAUUACUGCCCCAUCGGCAACUAUCCUGAACGCUUUGGAAAGCCGUACACAAAAGGUAAACCCUGCAGCAAGUGCCCAGGCCACUGCCGCUCCAAGAAAUUGUGCACAAAUGCCUGCGAACACGCCGACUUCUGGGUGAACUGCCGCGAAAUCGCCAAGCACUGGCACAAGUGGCUGUGCGGAAACCCGUCCAAGGAGCAGUACAAGGCCUGCAGGGCGACGUGUUCUUGCAAGGAGCGCAUCAAGUGACCAGCAUGACACGGAUCGCGGAAGGCAUGGAGGUGUUUCGUGAUAGAGACAGGCUCGGCACCCUUCGUCUGAAGACCAAAAAAACUACAACCAAUGCAAUGGGGCCCAGUCGCACUGACUGCAUAUUCCAUUAAUGGCCAGCCUUUGGCGCCAUCCGCGCGGUGUACACGUUCAACCGCGCAGCAUUAUCAGAUAGGGCAUGCGAAUAUGCGCGCUAAUUCUUUUUCCAGAGAUAUUUGGAACGGCACGCUUGUAACGAGAAGGAAAUAAACCAGUAUUUCUAGUCGCAAA
Molecule: messenger RNA, 1248 nt
Organism: Dermacentor andersoni
Lineage: Eukaryota; Metazoa; Arthropoda; Arachnida; Ixodida; Ixodidae
Product: cysteine-rich secretory protein 2-like
Cellular component (GO): extracellular region
Source: RefSeq, a predicted model, not a curated record